CUUCCCCGGUCACGUGACGCUAUGGUCGCUCUCGCCCUCCGUAGUGACGUCACCAGUAUGGCGCUCUCCAUAGUUAGACGUGCUGUGCGGUGCCGACCGAGGAGCGGAUACCGGACACUGACCUCUGACCCUUCCCGGGGAGCUCAGGUCCCCGCCCCCCGCGUCUUCUCCGGGAUCCAGCCCACCGGGAUCCCCCACCUGGGUAACUAUCUGGGGGCCCUGCAGAGCUGGGUUGGGCUCCAGGAGGAGUUCUGUUCGGUUCUGUACAGUAUUGUGGACCUUCACUCCAUCACCGUCCCCCAGGAGCCCGACACCCUGCGGGGGAGCGUACUGGACAUGGCCGCCUGCCUGCUGGCCUGCGGGGUGGACCCAGACAAGAGCUGCCUCUUCCAGCAGUCCCAGGUCCCGGAGCACGCGGAGUUGGGAUGGAUCCUCGGCUGCGUCACCUCCAUACCGCGCCUCCGCCAUCUGCCCCAGUGGAAGAUGAAGAGUCAGAAGGAUGAGGGGAGUGUGGGGCUGUUCACCUACCCCGUGCUGCAGGCGGCUGAUAUUCUGCUGUACAGGUCCACACACGUUCCGGUCGGGGAUGACCAGGCGCAGCACUUGGAGCUGACGCAGGAUGUGGCGCGGAUCUUCAAUCGACGAUACGGAGACUUCUUUCCCAUCCCCCGAGCGCUGAUGAGCUCGGCCAAGAAGAUCCGCUCCCUCCGGGACCCCUCGGUGAAGAUGUCUAAGUCGGACCCCCAGAAUCUGGCCACAGUGCGGCUGACGGACGCCCCGGACCAAAUAAUCCUGAAAUUCCGUAAGGCUGUGACGGACUGCACCUCCGAGGUGACCUAUGACCCCGAAACGCGUCCGGGCGUCUCCAACCUGGUGGCUAUCCACAGCGCUGUGAGCGGCCUGACGCCGGAGGAGGUGGUGCGGCAGAGCCGGGGGCUGGAGACGGCGCAGUACAAGAUGGUGGUGGCGGAGGCGGUGAUCGCCAAACUGACGCCCAUCCGGGAGGAGAUCCACAGAUUGCGGGGGGAUACGGAAUUCCUCACCGAGGUGCUGAACCGCGGGACGCAGCAGGCGCGGGAGGUAGCGGCUCCGGUGUAUGAGGCCGUCUGCAGGAGGGUCGGGCUGAGGUGACCAGAGACACGUGUAGUGCAGCGCUGUGCGGCUAUGGACCUGAACUACUGCCCCCAUCAGGCGCUGGACGGACAUCACAUGACUAUCAUUUCCUUCUAUUCUCAUGGAGAUCGAUUCUGGAUUAUUGGACAAUUCUUCUCCGUUACUUUAAAAACAUCGAUUAAAGGGUCGUCCAGGAUCAGAAAAAAACGCUGAUUGCUUCUAAAUACAGCGCCACCCCUGUGCUCAGGUCAUGUGAAGUAUUGCAGCUCAGUUCUAGUGAAUGGAGCCAAGUUGUAAUACCACACACAACCUGGGGACAGGGCUGGCGCUGUUCUCCUGUGCCUGGAUAUCUGGGUUUAUAAAUCUUUUGAUACUUUGCUUUGGCUGCUAUAAAAAUAAAACGUCUUCCUGCUCCCCACCCUGUUCCCCGCUUUGCUUUUUGCUUCCCUCUCUGUCCCCCCCCCUUCCCCUACUUGGUUCACUACUCUGUUCCCCACUGAGCUUUUGACUCUGCUUUCCACUCUGAACCCCACUUAACACUCUACAUUGUGCCCCACUCUGCUUCCUACUCUGCUCCUCACUCUGUUUUCCCUUCUGCUGUUUACCCGGCUCCCUACUCUGUUCUCCACACUGUUCCCCACUUGGCUCCCUACUCUGCUUCCUGCUCUCCGCUCUGCUUCCUGCUCUGCUCUCCGCUCUGCUUCCUGCUCUGCUUCCAACUAUCCACUCUGCUUCCUGCUCUGCUUCCUGCUCUCCACUCUGCUUCCUGCUCUGCUCUCCGCUCUGCUUCCUGCUCUGC
Hyla sarda is the source of this 1912-nucleotide messenger RNA. RefSeq names its product tryptophanyl tRNA synthetase 2, mitochondrial (gene WARS2). NCBI's taxonomy places the organism in Eukaryota, Metazoa, Chordata, Amphibia, Anura, Hylidae. Gene Ontology annotation, biological process: mitochondrial tryptophanyl-tRNA aminoacylation. Bases 22 to 1131 code for a protein of 369 amino acids. Gene Ontology annotation, cellular component: mitochondrion; mitochondrial matrix. Gene Ontology annotation, molecular function: ATP binding; tryptophan-tRNA ligase activity. The transcript has 6 exons. The record is from RefSeq and is a predicted model, not a curated record.